Astrephomene gubernaculifera is the source of this 1981-nucleotide messenger RNA. The record is from the annotation of a GenBank genome assembly. NCBI's taxonomy places the organism in Eukaryota, Viridiplantae, Chlorophyta, Chlorophyceae, Chlamydomonadales, Astrephomenaceae.
CAACAAUUCAAUUGCGCUUCUCCCAACAAAGCGGCUGGGCUGUUGUAGGUGUUUACAGCCGCGCUUAGUCAGUAUGCGGUAGGCGGCCCAGUAACGUACGCGUUGACACAGUGACCCCGGAUACAUAUGCUUUUAUCGCGCACGUAACCUGACAGCCAACAAGAAAUCACCCUUCACUGCUUUAGGAGCUAUCGCCGCACGCGCCUCCCUUCCCCACCUUUCUACCCUUGGAACACCCCGAACUGCACUCGCGUUACCCGAACCUUCAGAACUGCGCCACGACACCAGAACCAACACGUCUCCCUGUACGGCGACUUCCUUCCAGCCGACGCCAAGCACUAACGUAGCCCGGCUGGCAAGCCCAGCGCCGACUUCCAGGCCCCCCCCCGCAGCUCCCUCCACGCGCACAUGGCCUUCUGACACUCGGCCGCCUAGGCUGCGCUAGCACUCGCUGCUGCGUUGGCGCCCCGCUGCUCGUCCUGCUGAGCCGCCGCCUGCAGCUGCCGGCGGCUGUAGCCAGGUGGAGGGCUGACCGGCGCGGCAGCAGCAGCACCACACCUCUAGCAGUGGCAAGAGCGGCAUUAACAGCGGCAGCCGUAGCGAAACCCCCACAGCAGCCAUGGUAACCGCUAACAGCUCCCAGGGCGUGUCGCCUCCUGUCGUACCGCACCCGCAGCGGCACCCUCAGACGCAGCAACUCGCAGAGCAUGGCGCAGCAGGCGAGAUGGAGUUGCGGGCGGCGGGCAGGGAGGGGCACCAGCAACACCGGGGGCAGCAGCAGCAGCAGCGGCAGGAGGUGUUCGUAUCCACUGCGGGUCGGGAGCUGCUAGCCGGGUUCGCAGCGGGGGCGGCGAACGUCACCAGCGGCUACCCAUUUGAUACGGUCAAGGUGCGGCUGCAGUCCGCCGCCCCGGGGCGCUACCGGGGGGCGCUGCACUGCGCGACUGAGGUGGUGCGCAGCGAGGGGGUGCGGCGGGGGCUGUUCCGCGGGCUGUCCUCGCCGCUGGUGGGCGGCACCGCGGAGACCGGGGUGAACUACCUGGUCUACUCGCGCGUGCUGGCGGCGCUGACCCCGGCGCAACUGACCCCUGGGUCACCUCCCCCGCUGGAGUGCGUGGCAGCUGCGGGCGCGGUGGCGGGUGUGGCGCUGAGCGGCAUCCUGGGGCCCACGGAGCUCGUCAAGUGUCGCAUGCAGCAGGCGGGGUCCGCUGCGCGCUACCCGGGGGGCCCGCUGCAGUGCCUGCGGGAGGUGGUGGCGCGGGAGGGCGGGCUGCGCGGCCUCACUCGCGGACUUGGGGCCACCCUGACGCGGGAGGUGCCGGGCAAUGCGCUGUUCUUCACCGCGUAUGAGGCACUGAGACGCAACCUGCCGGACUCGAGCGGGCCUCCUCACGGCUCAAGCUCGGGCUCGGGCGGGGCAGCACGACCGGAGCGGCACUGGUUGGAGGAGGCGGCCUUUGCCAUCUUCUGCGGCGGAGCGGCGGGAACCCUGAUGUGGGCUGUGGUCCUGCCAAUUGAUGUGGCGAAGACCCGGCUUCAGACGGCGCAGCCGGGCAGCGAGUGGGACGUGGGACUGCGCAAGCACUGGGCCAUGCUGUGGCGCGAGGGCGGAAUGCGGUCGCUGUACGCCGGCCUGACUCCCACGCUGGUGCGUGCCUUCCCUGCCAACGCAUGCCAAUGGCUGGCCUGGGAGCUGGCCAUGCGGGGGAUGCGGGGCGACGGCGAGGAGCAAUGAGCACCUGGGGCGUCGCCUUGGGAAGCAAGUGUCAUUCCUUACGCAGCGGAGUCGGCCUUGGGUCCGAAUUGGAAUGCUCUUAUAGGCCCAAGGCGACGAAACCACCUGGGGCAGACCUGGCACGUACGAUGAGGCUUUUGCUGCUGUCAGUGCAGAUGUAAGGUGGAUGAGACGAGAAAGGCAUGUCGCACUGCUGAGGGGUAGAGUCGUGGCCACGCAGGGCCCACCAUAUGGUGCAGCUUGGGA